AUGGCCGACGCACGCGGGGAAUACUGGUACUUUGAGCCUGGUGUCGACUCGUCGAAGAUAACGGUGCCUGAGCUGCGCAGCAUCCUGCUCAAACACGGCGUUGGUUACCCGUCGUCUGCGAAGAAGCCGCAGCUGGUAGCGCUCUUCAACGAGUCUGUCGCCCCACAGGCUGCGCAAGUACAAAGGACACAUGCGCGCACGAAGCGCACUACGCGGGGCAUUGUAGACGUGCCAUCAAGCUCCAAUAGCACCGUCGAUGACGCCGAGGACGACACGUUGGUGGCCCCAACGCCUGCGACGAGGCGAACCGCGCGCCGUACCACCCGUGGGGCAACCGAGGACGCCGAAGACGCUGCACCCGCAUCGCGCGCAAAGACGCCAUCUCGCGCCGUACCUGCAAAGCACAGCAGAGCACUCGAACCGGAGGUCGACGAGCGCCCGGCAGCUAGACGCACUCGCAAGAGCAUCACUCCGGCCUACAAAGAGCCCACACCUGACCCAGAAGCAUGGCAUCGCUCAGGCCCUGAGAGUCCCUUUACACAAGAGAAUCCAUUUCAAAGCGGCAGCUCGCCAGCAGUCCCGGAUGCUACAUCACGCGACAAGAGCAGGAGGAGAACGCUGGGGUCUGAGCUAAAGACGAGACGCAAGAGCGAUGCACAUCGUAGACGCACGGUCGAGCCCAGCGCAGACCAGUACGAUGAAGGUAUCGUCGUGCCCUCCCGCAAGACGUUCGACGUAGCCGCCCCACACGCGAAAGAGGAGGAACACGAGAGCACGGAUGCCGGCGAGGAGUUUACACCAGAGGAGCAGCUAGAACUUGUACGAGAUCGCGCGAAGAGCGGACAGGUCGACAUACUGCCUCCUCGAAGGCGUAAGCAACCCUCGAAGGCAACGGGCACCCUCAAGGCGUUCUCAGCAACACUGCUUCUCACGACUGCUGCCGUCUUUGGUGGUGUUUGGAGGCAAGAGAAGGUCGAGGUGGGCUUCUGCGGUAUCGGAAGGGAAGCUACAAGCCUGGCGGGCGUGGAGGUGCCAGAAUGGGCCAGCGAUAUCCUCCCCCAGUGCGAGCCUUGCCCACCACAUGCACAGUGCUACAGAGCUCUGGAACUCACGUGCGAUCGUGACUUUAUUCGCAAAGAUCACCCCCUGUCUCUGGGUGGUCUGAUACCUUUGCCACCAACCUGCGAACCUGACAGUGUCAAAACGCGCAAAGUCACAGCAGUUGCCAACAAAGCAGUCGAGAUCCUGCGAGAGAAGAGGGCACAGUACGAGUGCGGCGAGCCCGAUGCAGAAGGCAAACUAGUUGAGACGCCGGAGGUCGCUGAAGAGGAGCUGAAGCAAGAGCUAGCCGCCCAUACACAAAAGGGCAUGUCAGACAAGGAGUUCAGCGAACUGUUCGAUCGAGCCUUCCCCGAGACAGUACUGCGAGAUGAGGUCGUCGAGACCAAAAAUGCUUACCUUCCUGUGGAUACAGAACUACCGGUAAACGACAUCUCACCUCAACCUCGCUCGCAAAGCUCUCCCUCACCUGUAGCGUCCGAAGAUCCGUUGUACAAUCCUUUGAACGACAUCUUCUCCAAAUUGUAA
This is a messenger RNA of Ascochyta rabiei, 1587 nucleotides long. RefSeq names its product inner nuclear membrane protein enriched at telomere/subtelomere region. NCBI's taxonomy places the organism in Eukaryota, Fungi, Ascomycota, Dothideomycetes, Pleosporales, Didymellaceae. The record is from RefSeq and is a predicted model, not a curated record. Gene Ontology annotation, cellular component: nuclear inner membrane. Bases 1 to 1587 code for a protein of 528 amino acids. The transcript has 2 exons. Gene Ontology annotation, molecular function: chromatin binding.